This is a messenger RNA of Cuculus canorus (common cuckoo), 4192 nucleotides long. RefSeq lists its product as uncharacterized. The coding region runs from base 124 to 831 and encodes 235 amino acids. NCBI's taxonomy places the organism in Eukaryota, Metazoa, Chordata, Aves, Cuculiformes, Cuculidae. The transcript has 10 exons. The record is from RefSeq and is a predicted model, not a curated record.
UCCACUGAGGCACUCCCUAAGCGACCAGUGACCCAUGGGAAUGUACCUCUGUGUGUGACUCCAGCACCUCAGCUCUUAAGAUCCACAAGGAACAGGUAACCAGCCUCUGAUCUGCUGAAAAGAAUGUUGUUCAGCUCUGGCUCACUCCGGAAAUCCCUGGGUUUUGUAACUUUAGCAGUGCUUCUUACAGGUUUUGCUGCAACUGGAGCUUUCGCUGGUGAAAGUGACUGCGAAAAUGCAAACAUAGGUGAUGUGACUGAGAGUCUUGAGAAAUAUUCAAAAUGCUUUCCUGAUAUGCUCACCAAGGCUGAAAAAGCUUCAAUCAAUCACCUUGUCUGGAAACUGCAAGACACACUUGAUCUUCUGUUCCCUGUUCAAGCGAAAUGUGAGGCCCCUCAUCAACAGAUGUCCUUCUUUGCUGUUUGCAAGCAGCUGUUUUCGUGCCCGCUCCCAACGGCUCCUAGAAAUGGUGGGCUGGUGUGUGUCAUCAUUGAUGAUGCUCAGUACUGCAAACCCAUGUGCAACAAGGGUUAUGACUUUCAGUUCCUCAGGAGAAGCAGGCUGUAUGAAGUAUGUGGCAACGCCACUAGGUUUUCCUGGACUACACAGCUUGUUGGGGGAAAGGAACUGGCUGUUUGUAACCCCUCUGAGAUGGCCAUCAGUGGAGCUGAAUCUGCCUAUUUCCCCACCAACAGUUCCUGUCUGCACACAUUAGCCUUCACUGAAACGGUGACAGAGCAGCUAAACAUCUUCCUCAGUGAGCUCAAAGAGCAAGGCAUUGAGAUCUCCAACCGUGACAAAGACGCUGAUUGUAUCAUCUGCGGUCACUAGAACCAUAAUGCUUGUGCAACAGACUAAUCAGCCAUCUGCAAUUUGAAAUGGGCAUUUUGACAAGAGAAGCGGAGCAGUGAAAUCAUUGCUAAGACAAUAUAAACUUAUAGCUUUUAGUUAGUUGCAGGACUAGAGACCAUGUAACCUCAGCUCUUGGGUACAGAUUUAUAGGCUAAACAUAAUCACACAGCUCAUGGCAGAGGUCUUUCAAAAGAAGAUCAUUUCUAUGACUUAAAUUUGUCUAGCUGGAGUUGAAUAAGCAUUAGAGUUCUUUAAUGGAUGCAGUCAUUGGUUAAGCACAGUAAAUGUUAUCAGAAAUCAUCUUCUGUCAGGCAUCAUCUUUACUGAGAAUAGCCCAUACUUUUAGUCGCUUUUACAGCUGCCCAUAAAUCAUGGUUGUUGCUCUAAUGAUCAUUAAAACAAUGCAAGCCACAACAGUUAUCGGCUUUAAAGGUAUAAUUCUUAAUUCAUGCGCCUACUUGAUUGGGGUGUUAAAUUAGGCUGCACAUACAGCUGUUCAGGGUGCUGUGUUUCACAUGGGCUACAACCUUGAAGCACUGCAUUUUGUUGGUGGGACAGCUCAAAGGCUUGUCCUGCAUUUAUUAAAAAAACAUAGCCUUUAGGUAUACCUCAAUGCACUUCCAGGAGUCAAAAAGUGCCGUGUAUGCUUGCUGUAACCAGGCAAAAUAACAGGAAAAAUGUAACAUCUUGGUCUGCUAUAAAAUGUGAGAACUAGAAUUGCCCUAAACUAGCAGACAUUUACAUCAUGUUUUCUCUGGAAAAAAGGUAAAGGAGGUGAGUGCUGAGUGGCCUGCAUUAAAAGCUCUCUGGUUUGUGUGCCAGGAAUCAGCUUAAACCUCCUCUGUUCGGUCCCUGUGGGGCAAAACCACGUUGGUUCUGGAAAGUCCUAUUGACCCUUGGUUUGCUUUACCAACAUCUGUGUCCACGCUGUGCUCACACCUCCUCGGCACAUGUGGUGUACACACCUACGGGGUCUCCUUCGGGCAUAGGUUGUGGCUAUGAUGAGGAAUGGCUUAGCUUCAGAGGGAAGGGGCAAAAGCAGAUGAUGUCUGGUUGGCACUGAGUGGGGACAGGCUGUAUUUAGGGUAAAGCUCUGGGGCUUUGGGCUGAGCAUAAUAGUGACCAGUGGAGAUGCUCUGGUCUCAGCACAGUAUUGCUAGGGCAGCUGCUGGCCCUAGCCCAAGAUUCCCACAUCUGCUGGCUAGUUGUUCUCCCCAUUUCCCUCUCCCUCCUCUUCAUUCUAUUUUCAAACCUGGCCUGAACUGGAGCAGAUUUGGCCAUUGCCAAAGUUCACAAAAAUUUAAUUGCUCGUCUAAAUUUGUAACAGCUUUAAACGUGAACAAAUAUCCAAGUUAUUUUUUUGUCGUUGAUUCUUCUCAUGGAAUAUAAUAACGCUUGUUCCUGCUCUAAUCCCGUUCCUUCUGUGAGCACUCCCUCUUUUACACCCCUCAUGUAUGCGUGCUCUGGAAAACCAAAGGCACAGAGUAAGAACCAUGAAGAGCAGAAAAUGCAGGUCAUUGGUCACCUGGAACUGAAGAUCAAAGACAACAUAGCACCAGAGAUGCAGUUUAUUUGUGGAGCUGUAGCUACAGAGUAGAUUGUGCAUGUGAAUUAUGAAAUCCAAACAAAAGACUUAGUUACUGCUUGCUUGGUUUUCUGUGGAAUCCAUGCUUGGGGUUUUGUUUUAAUUUUCUUCUGUUGAGCAAACAUUGAAGCCAUAGAUCUGAAGAAAAACAGCUCAUCUGUUUGCGUUUCCUUUCUCUUCUUUACCUUUUCCCUAUUCCUGUGAGUCUCUGAGGUACAGACAGCACAGUUAUGAGGACCUUAGGAGCGAUAGACUGGGAAACUCAUCGCUUUUGGAAGGAUCUUAGGCCCUAACAGUGAUCCUUGGAGAUGUCAUUAUUCUGAAUCACCCUUCAAAGGGAUCAGUGGUGUUACCGCGUGUGCCAGGGCUGGCUCACACCGAGCCAUGCAGUGAGAUCUGCGGCACGCGCUUCAUUCUCCAGAUCACCACUGCUGCGGGGGGCAGAAACAUGAGGAAACUCAUUAUCAGCACCGCAGCAAAAAUGACCAGCAGUAUUUCCCAUGGAGCCAGGACUGUUUCCACCACGAUUUCCUCCAUGUCAAGAGCUUGAAACUGCAAAGCAAAAAUUACACUGCAUUACUUUCGUGCAAAUAGGUAUUACAACUGUAUAGAUGUGUUUGUUUUACCCGUGGUAGGGCUGUCAACCUCUUUCCCUUAUUAUUUUCUCAUCCUGAGGCCCCAGAAGGGCUCCUCCACUCUCUGUCUGUCCCCUCAAUGGCCUCAGCCUGCCUGUGGAGCAUUGGCCUGCCUUUCCCUUUGGGCUUGGUUGCAGCUGCUGAUUCUGGUGUAAGACACUAUGUAUACCUUGAAACUCUGUACUUGACUCUUGGGCCAGCCUUUGUCACCUUCUCUUUAAAAUUUUGAUUUUUAAGGCACUCCUCUCCCACUUAGAACAUCAUUACACAAAAUUAUUAUUAUGGUGACAUGUAUCAAAGCUAAAGCUGAGGACAAAAAGAUAUGAUAGAAAGAAGGGAGAGCUGUACAUUAUCUGCCUUCAGAAUUUGUAUUUUAUCUUUUUUUUUUCCCUAUAAAGCUGGUUUUAGAAACCUUUUGCUUGCCAGAGAUCUUCAACAAACACUCAAUAAAGAAUUAUGUGCUUUGAGAAUGACUACCGAUGUCUUUUUAAUUAAACUGUUAAAUCUGCUGGAAACUGAUUUCUAUUUGAAGUGGUUUAAUCAAACAAGUAUGAGCUUAAGAUUCAGAGAGGUUUAGCACGGGUGUACAUGCAGAGCAGAAGCACAGCUAAUGAGUCUGAAGUCUUUAGUUUUGCAAGAGUAAAAGAAAGUGUAGACCAGUUAGGAAAGAGUUAAAUCGAGGAGACAGGGCUGUUAACAGCUGUGUCUUGGUUAAUCAAGGGCUCUCAGGAGCCACGCACCUGAAAGUCAUGAUGAAGCCCUAAAGAGGGGUAUAAAAGUUGGUGGCCAGGGGCUAAUUAGGGUUUUUCCUUAUGACUUCUCCUCUCUUUUUCUCUCCACUCUCAGUGUAAUGAGGUCUCCUGAGCAGCUGCCUUCAGCCUAGAUUUCACCAGAGAUCGUCUCAGGUGGUGUGAAAAUGAGAAAGGAUGAGCCCAGGACUUCCUCACUGUAAGGUGGUGUGAAAAUGAGAAUGGAUGAGCCCAGGGCUUCCUCACUGCGAGGUCUUAUUCCUGCCCUGCGGGCUUUUUUUCCAGUCUGAGAAGAUUAGCCUGAGCCCACACAAUGGCCAAAGAUUUCAACACUUCUAUCCUGCCCCUCUAAGCAACAGUUUAGUGGGUAA